AUGGCAACUGCAUCAGUAUUGACCCCUAUCAAAUCCCGCCGUGAUGGCAUCUUCUCCUCCCGCCUCGCCGGUGGCCGCAUGCCUCUCUCGCCAUCGCCGUCGACACCCAAGACCGCCGCGAUCGAGCCCACCGAGAGCAUCCACCAUGGCAACGUGAACCUCAUGUCGCGCUUCUCACGAUCCGUGUCCAAGACCAACGUUCGCGACUCGCCCAAGUCCAAUAUUGCGAGCCGCCACCCACAGUCACCACGCCGCCUCGACACCUUCGACAGCGACUUCACCCUGACUGGCACUGGUCCCCGCCCAAGCACCGCCACCUCGGCCAAGAACACACCAUCCCGCUCCAAGAGUGGCCGUUCGACCUCAGUGCACAGGACACCAAAGCGGUCGCAAGGCAAGAUCAACUACACCGCCGCCGACCGCUUCAUCCCGAACCGCGACGCCAGCGAGGCAAUCUCUUCCCAGGGCGCAGCUGUCAAGCUUGAUGGCGAGCGCACUCCUGGACGUCGACCAAAGUCAAUCGCAUCAGAUGGGUCUGCUGCACUCGCCGCCAGUGUCAGCAGCGCUUUUGACCUUGGCCGAAGCUCUACUUCUGACGCCACUGCGUCUCUCUCCCUCGAGGGCCUUAACCUCAACGACGAGGACGAUGACGACGAGGAGCCAAAGACCAAGCCAAGCCCAAACACUGUUGCCUACCAGCACUCGGUUGCUGAGGCAUGUGGUGUGAGCAUGAAGCAGCGCAUCCUGGCCUUCAAGCCUGCUGCUCCAGAGUCUUCCCGUCCAAUCGACCUCCGAUCUCAGUACAACCGUCCACUCAAGCCAACUGCCGCCUCUGCAUCUCAGUUCCGCCGCCGUGUCCUUACCGCACCAGAGCGUGUUCUUGACGCACCAGGCCUCGUUGACGACUACUAUCUCAACCUCCUCGACUGGUCAUCUGGCAACCAGGUUGCCAUUGGCCUCGAGCGUGACGUCUACGUCUGGUCUGCAGAGUCUGGCUCCGUGUCCAGCCUCCUCCAGUGCCCAGAGGACACUUACAUCGCCUCUGUCAAGUGGAGCGGUGACGGCGCCUAUGUUGCUGCAGGUCUCGGUACGGGUGAGGUCCAGAUCUGGGACGUUGAGGAGGGUACCAAGCUCCGAUCCAUGUACGGCCAUGACACCCGUGUCAGCGUCAUGGGCUGGAACAAGCACCUGCUCUCCACCGGUGCCCGCUCUGGCCUCGUCUACAACCACGAUGUCCGUAUCGCCCAGCACAAGGUCGCUGAGCUCGUCUCCCACACCUCCGAGGUCUGCGGUCUCGAGUGGCGUGCCGAUGGCGCUCAGCUGGCUACCGGUGGCAACGACAACCUCGUCACCAUCUGGGACGCCCGUGCCCUCAACGCACCAAAGUUCCAGAAGACCAACCACAAGGCCGCCAUCAAGGCUCUUGCCUGGUGCCCAUGGCAGUCGAACCUGCUCGCCACCGGCGGCGGUUCCCACGACCGCAUGAUCCACUUCUGGAACACCACCUCUGGUGCCCGUACCAACAGCAUUGACACUGGCAGCCAAGUUACCUCCCUCCGUUGGAGCACUGCCUACAAGGAGCUUGUGUCCUCCUCUGGCUUUCCUGACAACAGCUUGUCCAUCUGGUCCUACCCAACUCUGGUCAAGAACAUCGAAAUCCCAGCGCACGAGUCUCGCGUACUCCACUCGGCCCUCUCACCAGACGGCCAGAUGCUUGCCACAGCUGCCGCUGACGAGUCUCUCAAGUUCUGGAAGGUGUUCGAGAAGAAGCCAGGUCAGGCAAGCUUGAUCGGUGGCGGUAGCACUACUGCCAAGGCUGGUCUCACCAAGGCAACUACCAUUCGGUAG
Molecule: messenger RNA, 1848 nt
Organism: Fulvia fulva
Lineage: Eukaryota; Fungi; Ascomycota; Dothideomycetes; Mycosphaerellales; Mycosphaerellaceae
Product: WD repeat-containing protein slp1
Exons: 1
Coding region: 1-1848 (615 amino acids)
Biological process (GO): anaphase-promoting complex-dependent catabolic process; positive regulation of anaphase-promoting complex-dependent catabolic process; positive regulation of ubiquitin protein ligase activity
Cellular component (GO): anaphase-promoting complex
Molecular function (GO): protein binding; anaphase-promoting complex binding; ubiquitin ligase activator activity
Source: RefSeq, a predicted model, not a curated record